AUGGGCGUCCCGAUGGCGCCGCCGCCCAGCAUCCAGGCCCGGUUCGAGGGCGUCUUUCACCAGCACUGCGAGGGGAAGCCGUACCUGACGGCCAUCGAGGCGGCCGCCGUGUUUAUGCAGGCGGGCCAGCAGACCGGCCUGACCAAGGCGGACCUGUCGAGCAUCUGGGAGCAGGCCGACGCGGACCGGGACGGGCGCUUCACCAUGGGCGAGUUUGUGCACGCCAUGUGGCUGAUGGAGCUCCAGGGGGCGAGCCCGUGCCCGCCGUACCAAGCAUCGCCUCAGGCCUCGGCCCCUGUUUCGCCAUUCCUUCCUCGGGCGUUUCCUCCGCGGGCCGCCCUCCCGCCCUUUCUUCCACAGACGUUUCCCCCGCAGCCUCCGCAGGCAGCGCCGAUGAAAAUGAGCAAGGCCAUGAUCUGCGCAGGCUGCGAGGCGGGCAUCCUCCCCGACGACAUCAUCUUCCACUGCGCCGAGUGCAGCAAGCCGCAGGGCCUCGGGUACUGCGAGCGGUGCGUCUCGGGCGGCGCCCGCUGUCCGCACGGGCUCGGGCGCGUCAAGCUCGAGGAGCACGAGCUGCCGAUCCGCGACAAGGACGGCAGCUGGCUGAUGGGGGUCAAGUGCAUCAAGUGCAAGACCAAGAUGCGGAAAAAGGACCUGUGCUUCAAGUGCAGCCACUGCUGGGACCCCGACUUUUGCCCGAGCUGCUGGCGGGACAAGGACAAGCGGUGCAAGCACGCGGCCCGGGGCAAGGUCAAGAUGUGCAGGGUAGGGCGCAAGGACGAUGGGAUCGAGGACAUGAUUGACGGCGUGGUGUCUGUGCUGGGGGGGUAG
Molecule: messenger RNA, 831 nt
Organism: Purpureocillium takamizusanense
Lineage: Eukaryota; Fungi; Ascomycota; Sordariomycetes; Hypocreales; Ophiocordycipitaceae
Exons: 1
Coding region: 1-831 (276 amino acids)
Molecular function (GO): calcium ion binding; protein binding
Source: RefSeq, a predicted model, not a curated record